CCUAAACGAAAAUCCGGCGAUGGGCCUGGAAUCGCCGUUGGAGAUAAAAAUUUUCCCACCGAGCAAGCACUUUCAGAUCAUCGCUGAUAACAAAGGGGACUAAUAUAAAAAGGUAGUUGGGGUUAAGAGGAACAAGCCCAGGUUGAUUGAGCCAAGUCAGCACAUACUACAAGCCAUAUUUAAGAAAGAAACCAUGUCCGAAUAUCCAAACGUACUUCUGCUUCCACAAACCAACCAGCUGCGUGGACUGUACUCCAUCAUCAGAUCAAAGGAGACGCAUCGUUCAGAUUUCGUGUUCUAUUCGGAUAGAAUCAUCCGUCUGUUGGUUGAGAAGGGCCUGGACCAGUUGCCGGUGGAGGAGAAGAAGAUUGUGACACCGUUGGGUGUCGAGCACGACGGUGUCGAGUUCUUGGGAAAGAUCUGUGGUGUCUCCAUCGUCAGAGCUGGCGAAAGCAUGGAACAGGGUCUAAGGGAUUGCUGCAGAUCAGUGAGAAUCGGUAAGAUUCUGAUCCAGAGAGAUGAAGAAACAGCUUUGCCAAAGCUGUUCUAUGAGAAGUUACCUGAUGAUAUCGCUGACCGUUAUGUGUUUCUGUUGGACCCAAUGCUGGCAACUGGAGGCUCUGCAAUGCUAGCGACGGAGGUGCUUAUCAAGCGUGGUGUCAAGCCUGAGAGAAUCUUCUUCUUGAACUUGUUGGCUGCUCCAGAAGGUAUCGAGGCCUACCACGCCAAGUUCCCACAGAUUAAGAUCAUCACAGGUGGAAUUGAUCCAAAGCUGGAUGACAAGAAGAGAAUCUACCCUGGUUUGGGUGAUUUCGGUGAUAGAUACUACUGUAUUUAA
Molecule: messenger RNA, 838 nt
Organism: Williopsis jadinii
Lineage: Eukaryota; Fungi; Ascomycota; Saccharomycetes; Phaffomycetales; Wickerhamomycetaceae
Gene: FUR1
Product: uracil phosphoribosyltransferase
Exons: 1
Coding region: 194-838 (214 amino acids)
Source: RefSeq, a predicted model, not a curated record